This is a messenger RNA of Neurospora crassa OR74A, 2084 nucleotides long. It is a transcript of the gene pef-1, whose product is annotated as EF hand domain-containing protein. The transcript has 4 exons. The record is from RefSeq and is a predicted model, not a curated record. Lineage: Eukaryota; Fungi; Ascomycota; Sordariomycetes; Sordariales; Sordariaceae. The coding region runs from base 739 to 1674 and encodes 311 amino acids. Gene Ontology annotation, molecular function: calcium ion binding.
CACACACAAUACGGACGGAAUACACCGCACAACGAGCAAACUCCACAGAGGACCCUCAACUAGCCCGAUGAGGCACGAUAGCGUUGGACCACGUUGAACGGGUCAACGGACCCAUGUGGAAUUGUGGAAUGGAACUAAAUUGGAGGAUUUGAGAAGGGGAAAGUUGAGCUCUUAGAAGCUCGUGCCUUUUCCCGACCGACAGACUCGGAUCCUCCAGAACGAAUCCGAGAUCCUUCCGCUCUUCCUUCCCUCUCGGAUUCUGAUACUUUGUACCCUGAACCGUUGAAGCACUCUAGUCUCUGAACCAACAUUGCGGUUGCGGUCUGGCGUUGCGGCUGAGGCAAUUGGGCACGUAACUACCUAAAUUACGGAUUGCCCAGUACAUCCCCAUACCUCAUACGUGGAUAAGGUAGGUAGGUGUCUAGGAAAAUAAGUUAAUCUCACUGCUUUUCUGUAACCUAGAAACGGGGUCUGAUCCAGCGACCUACUCUACCCAUCACCGACUCCUUUACUCCUUUCCAGUUCUUUUCCCUGCUACCAACCUACAUUACAAUAGAUACCCUCACCGGCUGGUGUCUCUCUCCUCGACGCUCUCCUUUGCUGUCCCGUCAAUCCUCCCUUCACCAUCUCCGCAUCCCGACUCCCCCGCCUUGGCCCGACAACUCAUCCUGACCUUGUUUGCGACGGCGACCGGCGAUAUUGAAGGCAACAACUUGCAAGCUCUUAAUUGACACAGCCAUGGCCUACAACAGAUCCUACAACCCGGACGAGCUCCCCAGAUUCGCCGAGCCGGAACCCCGACAAGGCACUUCACCGGCUCCGCCUCAGCAGGCUCCUACCACAGCGCGCUACGAGACGAAACCACCACCUCCCCGCCCCGUCGAACAUCGCAACACCGGCUUCGAACAGCGUCAGAACUCGUACGAUCCCCAGCGUCAAAACACAUAUAAUCAAAACGCAUAUCAUCAAAACGCAUACACUCAGAACCACUACGCUUCCGGCUCAGCAGACCCGCACCGACUAUCGCCGAGAAUGCAGCAAGGACCACCACCAGACCGCUACGGCAUGAGCCCGCCUCCCUCGGCGACCGGCAGCCGGCCCGCUCAUCAUAACCUCCCCCCGGUCUCUUCGCGACCGCCCCCGAGCCCGACGACCCGCGAUGGCGCCGACCCGACUCUUCUUCCCCUAUUCAGGGCCGUCGAUAAGGAUGGUACCGGCCAGCUCUCCGAACGAGAACUCUCCGCGGCGCUCGUCAACGGGGACUGGACUGCCUUUGAUCCGCACACCGUCCGCAUGAUGAUCCGCAUGUUCGACAGCGACCGCAGCGGUACCAUCGGGUUUGAGGAGUUUUGCGGGCUCUGGUCCUUCUUGGCCUCGUGGCGGACGCUGUUCGAUCGUUUCGACAUGGACAAGUCUGGCAACAUCAGCUUGGACGAGUUCAACAACGCACUGGUGGCGUUUCGCUACCGGCUUAGCCCGCGCUUUGUCGAGCUUCUCUUUCGCACGUACGACAAGCGCGGCGACGGCGUCAUGAGCUUCGAUCUCUUUGUGCAGGCUUGCAUCAGCCUGAAGCGCAUGACGGAUGUGUUCAAGAAGUACGAUGAUGAUCGCGAUGGGUACAUCACGCUGAGCUUUGAGGACUUCUUGACGGAAAUUCUGCGCCAGUUGAAGUGAACGGGCGAUCUGGUUGAUUGGUUGGAUUACUCUAAUGCAUUUGGUAAAGCCAUCUUGUAUAAUGAUUACCCUCUGCGUUACGAUUGUUGUCUUCGGCGUUUUAUCAGCCCCGUUGUUGAUGAAGUCGAGAUGUCGACCGCUUUGCGUCGUUGUUGCGCCGCUUUAUUGUCCUCUGUUCAGAAUUACUUGGCAUAGCAGGAGAGGACGUGAUCACAGCCUAAUGGUGCGCAGCUAAGUCUGUGGAUUACGAUACCCUACAAUAUAGCUUUACUUGCACAAGGCGCUCAACAUGUUCAUAGCUGGCAUGAAGAUCGCAUUAUCCCAUGGUUCAUGCCAGUGGAAUUAUCAUGGAUUAUUUCACAAAAUGUCCAUCAUCGAACUUCCUUCCAAGUCUAUGCAGUAAGCGCCCU